GCCACAGGGUCGGCCCCCGGUUACUUUGUAUAACACUUAAAAGGAGUUGCUAACUUUAAAAAAGAAAGAAAGAAACACUGUUUCUGGAGCUUUGUGAGGCAUUGGCUUGGGAUGAGGUUUUCUUAGAAGAGGAGCGCUUUGUUAUACGUGUAGGUGAAAGCCGACCAACUGGAUAUGAGUGACAUUUUCCUAUACGGUGCAAAGUAAGAAAAUAGAAGUCAAAGAUCAUGGGAGAUGCAGCAAAACCUUAUUUUAUGAAGCGCGUUAAAGACCGAGGGACUGUUGAUGAUGAUGAUUUCAGAAGGGGUCACCCCCAACAAGAUUAUUUAAUAAUGGAUGAUUAUGCUAAGGGCCAUAGCAGUAAAAUGGAAAAAGGCCUCCAAAAAAAGAAGAUAACACCAGGGAACUAUGGAAAUACCCCCAGGAAAGGACCCUAUGCUGUUUCCAGCAAUCCGUAUGCAUUUAAAAACCCAAUUUACAGUCAACCCCCUUGGAUAAAUGACAACCACAAAGAUCAAAGUAAGAGAUGGCUACCUGAUGAACUUAUUGGUAAUUCAGACAAUUGGAGGGAAUUCAAACCUGGACCUAGAAUUCCUGUUGUAAGCCGACCAAGAAAAGACUCCUUUCAAGAGAGUGAAGAUGGUUAUAGGUGGCAGGAUGGAAGAGGCUGCAAAACUGUAAGACGACUGUUUCAUAAAGACCUAACAAGCCUGGAAACCAUGUCGGAAAUGGAAGCAGGAAGUCCUGAAAACAAGAAGCAAAGGUCCAGACCUAGGAAGCCACAGAGGACUAGAAAUGAGGAAAAUGAGCAGGAUGGAGACUUGGAAGGCCCUGUGAUUGAUGAGUCUGUGCUUUCAACGAAGGAGCUACUGGGCUUACAGCAGGCUGAGGAGCGAUUGAAAAGAGACUGCAUUGACAGGCUAAAAAGGCGACCACGGAACUACCCUACAGCAAAGUACACCUGCAAACUCUGUGAUGUUUUAAUUGAAUCCAUUGCAUUUGCUCAUAAGCAUAUCAAAGAGAAGAGGCACAAAAAAAAUAUUAAGGAGAAGCAAGAGGAAGAGCUGCUUACCACGUUACCCCCGCCAACACACUCCCAGAUAAACGCAAUUGGCAUUGCUAUUGACAGAGUGGUACAGGAGCUCGGCUUACACAAUGAAAACUUAGAAGAGAGGCUAGAAAUUAAAUGUAUCAUGGAAAAUGUGUUCCAACACAAAUUACCAGAUUGUUCUUUAAGAUUAUAUGGGUCAUCCUGUAGCAGUUUGGGUUUCAAAAAUUCGGAUGUAAACAUUGACAUUCAGUUUCCAGCCAUUAUGUCUCAGCCAGAUGUCCUCUUACUUGUUCAAGAAUGUUUAAAGAACAGUGACUCUUUUAUUGAUGUUGAUGCAGAUUUCCAUGCUAGGGUGCCAGUGGUGGUGUGCAGAGAAAAGCAGAGUGGUCUUCUUUGUAAAGUGAGUGCAGGAAAUGAAAAUGCUUGUCUAACAACAAAGCAUUUAACUGCCCUUGGAAAACUAGAACCAAAGCUGGUUCCUUUGGUGAUUGCAUUUAGGUACUGGGCAAAGCUUUGCAGUAUAGAUUGCCCUGAAGAAGGAGGCCUGCCACCUUAUGUGUUUGCCCUGAUGGCCAUUUUUUUCCUUCAACAGAGGAAAGAACCCCUUCUACCUGUUUAUCUGGGAUCAUGGAUUGAAGGAUUCUCAUUAAAUAAACUAGGGAACUUCAGCCUUAAAGACAUUGAAAAAGACUUUGUGGUCUGGGAGUACACUGAUAAUGCUGCAGGGGACACAGCAAAAGAAGAGGCACCAAAAGAAAUUCCGGUUAAAAGGGGACAGGUGUCAUUAAUAUUUGAUGUAAAACACCAGCCUUCAGUACAAGUUGGGCAGCUCUGGGUGGAAUUGCUGCGCUUCUAUGCUUUAGAAUUUAAUUUGGCUGAUUUAGUGAUAAGUAUCCGUGUCAAAGAAUCAAUAUCUCGGGAAUCAAAGGAUUGGCCCAAAAAGCGCAUUGCCAUUGAAGAUCCUUACUCUGUUAAAAGAAAUGUGGCAAGGACCCUAAAUAAUCAACCCGUGUUUGAAUAUAUACUUCACUGUUUAAGGACAACGUAUAAAUAUUUUGCUCUUCCACACAAAAUUUCAAAAUCCAGCCUUCCAAAGCCUCUGAGUGCAGUUACGUGUGUUUCAGAACAUUCUAAAGAGUUAGUAAAUCAUGAUCCAGAUGUACAAACAAAAGAUGAUAAACUCAAAAAUUCAGUUUGGACCCAAGGUCCUGCUGCCAACAGUUCAACUGCAUGUACCUGCAAGGUACAACCACUUACUCUUAAAGAGACUACUGAAAACUUUGGAAGCCCACCAGUGAAAGAAGUGGAAAGUGUACACACAAGCAUCCACCUGGAAAACUCAGAUUGUGUUCAGGCAGAGACCAGUUGUCAUGAUUAUGAGGAUGUUCAAGUACACCAUCAAGAAACAAUAAAAAAUGGGAAAGAGAAAAUUGGAAGGAAGGUCAAGCAUCCUCUGACUGCUGAUGGUCAAGGUUUAAGCAGCAGCCAAUGUGAAGAACCCAUAAUCUGUGACAGCACAUAUAAUAAUGAGACAGACAGCACUUUGGAUUUAGAAGGUCUCCCCAGUCCUAUAGCUAAAGGGUGUGAUGGAUUUGCUACUUUAGAUGACAAGGCUGAUGUUGAUGAAGAAAGUGUAGAAGGUACUGAUGAACUAGAAGACUCUCUAAACUACUUUGCCCCUUUAGUACAGGGCCAGACAUCAGAAAUCAUUCACUCUGAUGAGGAGGAGGAGGAAGAGGAAGAAGAACAUAGGCUCAGCAGUAAUCGAAGGGAAGAAAAGGAUGGCAUCGCUCAUGAAGAUGAGUUAGACAACACCUACACUGGAUCAGGGGAUGAGGAUGCUCUCUCUGAAGAGGAAGACGAAUUAGGCAAGCCUGCUAAGCGUGAUGACUUGAAAGCAGGUGGAAGACAUGUAGAUGGAGCUCUACUAACAGAACUUAAUAAAAUCAGUCUUAAAGAAGAAAAUGUAUGCAAGGAAAAUUCACCUGUGGAUCAUUCUGGUUUCUUCUAUGAAUUUAGUAAACUUAUCUUCACUAAAGGCAAGUCUCCUACAGUAGUGUGCAGCUUAUGCAAACGAGAGGGUCAUCUGAAAAAGGACUGUCCCGAAGACUUCAAAAGAAUCCAGCUGGAACCUUUGCCACCAUUAACACCCAAGUUUUCAAAUAUCUUAGAUCAAGUUUGUAUCCAGUGUUACAAGGAUUUUUCUCCAACUAUUUUAGAAGAUCAGGCUCGUGAACAUAUUCGGCAAAACCUAGAAAAUUUCAUAAAACAGGACUUUCCAGGAACUAAAUUGAGCUUGUUUGGCUCCUCCAAAAAUGGAUUUGGGUUCAAACAGAGUGACCUUGACGUCUGUAUGACAAUUAAUGGACUUGAAACUGCUGAGGGCUUGGACUGUGUAAGAACUAUUGAAGAACUGGCGAGAGUUCUCAGAAAACAUCCAGGUAUUUUAUUGGGUGCCUACUAUGUGCCCAGCACUUACAGAUGGUGGAAAAAUAAAAUCUGUGCAAGUCUUUCCUUUGACAGCUUAUCGACUUUAGAAGAGGCCCUUCACAACACAAGGCUUUUAUCUGCUUAUUCAGCCAUUGAUCCCAGAGUAAAAUAUUUGUGCUAUACCAUGAAAGUAUUUACAAAGAUGUGUGACAUUGGUGAUGCAUCUAGAGGCAGCUUAUCAUCAUAUGCAUACACUCUUAUGGUGCUAUAUUUUCUCCAGCAGAGGAAUCCACCAGUCAUUCCUGUCCUUCAAGAGAUAUACAAAGGUGAAAAGAAACCUGAAAUAUUUGUUGAUGGCUGGAAUAUUUAUUUUUUUGAUCAAAUGGAUGAACUGCCUACCUAUUGGCCAGAAUAUGGAAAAAAUACAGAAUCUGUUGGACAACUAUGGUUGGGACUUCUUCGUUUCUACACAGAGGAAUUUGAUUUUAAAGAACAUGUUAUUAGCAUCAGGAGAAAAAGUCUGCUUACAACUUUUAAGAAACAGUGGACCUCAAAAUACAUUGUUAUUGAAGAUCCCUUUGAUUUGAAUCAUAAUCUUGGAGCUGGAUUAUCAAGGAAAAUGACAAAUUUUAUAAUGAAAGCUUUUAUCAAUGGUAGAAGAGUAUUUGGUAUUCCAGUCAAAGGAUUGCCAAAAGACUACCCCUCAAAAAUGGAGUAUUUUUUUGAUCCAGAUGUACUAACUGAGGGAGAGCUGGCCCCAAAUGAUAGAUGUUGUCGAAUUUGUGGGAAAAUUGGACACUUCAUGAAGGACUGUCCUAUGAGGAGAAAAGUACGGCGACGGCGAGAUCAGGAAGAUACCCUGAACCAAAGAUACCCUGAGAACAAAGAAAAAAGAAGCAAAGAGGACAAAGAAAUUCAAAACAAGUACACAGAAAGAGAGGUGCCAACAAGAGAAGAUAAGCCCAUGCAGUGCACACCUCAGAAAGCCAAACCAGUGAGGGUAGCAGUCGACCUGGGGAGGGAGAAGGUUAUCAGGCCAUCAGUGGAAAAAUGGAAGAGACAGGAUGACAAAGACUUGAGAGAAAAACGUUGUUUUAUUUGUGGAAGAGAAGGGCACAUUAAAAAGGAAUGCCCACAGUUUAAAGGCUCUGCAGGUAGCCUUUCCAGUAAAUAUAUGACUCAGGGAAAAGCCUCAGCGAAGAGGACCCAGCAGGAAUCAUGAGGGAAGGAAAAUGCAGCUCUCUAAAUGACCACUCAGGCGUUCCUAUUCACUUGGAAAAUUAGGUUCAUUUUACAGGACACGGCAGCAUAGAUCAGGCUUCAAUUUAACAUUUAAGGGAAAUGUCAGAUUUUUUUUUUAAUUUAAUGAAAUUGUUAAUGAGGAAAAAAAUUUUUAAUAUAGUGUUAUCUACGACAAAUCCCCAUAGAUUUAAAGUUUUUAAUAGAAAGCCAUGAUGUAUGUGUUUAAACAGGUUAAAAGAAAAAAAUGUAACUGUGGGCCAGUAUUCAGUGAAUACAGUUUCAUGGUUUUUAAUUCUUUCAAAGCACACUAAAACUGGUGUGCUAAUAAACCCCAAGUAAAUUAACCCCUUUUUCCCUUUAAAACUCUUUUUUGUUUUGAAGAGGGGAAAUUAUAUUUAUUGUCGUUUACUGAAUCCUUGUGUGAAAGCGUAUCAAAUAUAUGUGAACUGCUACUACUGUACUUAUGAAUUACAAACAUUAUUUUAUUGCUCUUUGUAGAAGUGAUAACAUGAAAAUGAGUAUUUAUGAGAACCUUCAGUGGAUGAGCAGUGCCACUGAGAAGUCUCUGGGUUUUUCCCUCUCUAAUUUUAAGUAAGCUGACAUAUAACUGCUAUGCUCAUAAAAAUGAAGUAAGGAAAACAAGUCGUUCUGUUUGCCGCUAAAAACAUUUUCAAAGAAAAAAAUGACAAAAGUGCUUUUUACAUUUUAUGAUAAUCAGAAAUUAAGGUGGAGAACUUCUAAAAAUCCCUGAAGAUCAAAGAGGCUAUCUCUGCCAAUCACAGGUUUGGCUGGUAUCAUUCUGGGUCAGAUUGGAGCCUUCAUGGGACUGUUUCUGUAUUUCACAAGCCCUUCCGAAGUAGUACAUGGUCAGAACUAUGCCUCGGUUUAUCAUUUUGAAAUAAAAUCAAAAUUUCAAUGUGUAA
Molecule: messenger RNA, 5646 nt
Organism: Galeopterus variegatus (Sunda flying lemur)
Lineage: Eukaryota; Metazoa; Chordata; Mammalia; Dermoptera; Cynocephalidae
Gene: TUT7
Product: zinc finger, CCHC domain containing 6
Exons: 27
Coding region: 228-4703 (1491 amino acids)
Molecular function (GO): RNA uridylyltransferase activity; zinc ion binding; nucleic acid binding
Source: RefSeq, a predicted model, not a curated record